This is a messenger RNA of Erythranthe guttata (spotted monkey flower), 2276 nucleotides long. Its product is annotated as F-box/LRR-repeat protein At3g26922. Gene Ontology annotation, molecular function: protein binding. NCBI's taxonomy places the organism in Eukaryota, Viridiplantae, Streptophyta, Magnoliopsida, Lamiales, Phrymaceae. The record is from RefSeq and is a predicted model, not a curated record.
UGAUACUGAUUUUUUUUUUCUCAAUUUGAUGUUUGCAUUUGGCGAAGUCAUAGGUAUUUAUUGCUAGCAGUUUAAUAAUGAAAGUUCUGCUGAUUUUCUCUCUUCAGUUGCUGUUUGCAUUUGGCGAAAUCAUAUGUAGUUUUUUGUUUGCAAUUCAAUAAAACAAAUUUUGGAUUUUUUUUUCAGUUUGCUGUUUGAAUUUGGCGAAAUUAUAUGUAUUUUGUUGUUCGCAAUUCAGUAAUAUGAAUUCUAAUUUUUCAUUUUGUUAUUUGCAGUUCAUAUAGUCAUAAACGUCGCGGUUCACGAAAUCAUAAGCUGCGGUGGCGUUUUAGAGUUUGAGUUUGUAAAUUAAAUAGUAUAUUUGUUUAAAAAAAUUAAUUUAAUUUUUUAGUUAAUAUUUGAAAGAGAUGUAUUUAAGAAUUUGUUUAGAUAGAGAAAUGUUUGAGAAAUUUGAUUUGAUUUGAUUCGAUUAAGAGUAAUUUUACCACAAUAAAUAUUAUUAAUAUAUUAAAACAUGAAAAUUUUGAUUUGAAUUUAUAGACAUAAAUUAUAACAUAAAAGGACUUGUAACAAAAUUUUAAUGAGAAUCACUAUCAAAGGCCCAAUGUCGAAUGCGGGCUCCAAGAGCAGCGGCCCGAACUUAAGGCUUCUUACCUGUUCAUGUUAGAAUUUCACUGCGACAAAAUCGCUUCAGAGAAAAAAAGAAUAAAAAAAUUACUAUUUAUAUUUUGGAUUGGAGAAUUUAUUAUUGUUGUAAUUUCGAGGUUUUUUGGUCGAAGCUCAAUGAGUUUGGAAAUUGAUUCCAAGUUUCAAUCCAAGAUGAAGCUCGAUAAUGAUCGGAUAAAUCGGUUACCGGAUGACAUUCUCGUGGCUAUCCUAUCUUUCCUAUCGCCAAUUGAAGCUGCACGAACUAGUGUUCUUUCAUCCCGUUGGAUAAACUUGUGGAAACACACCUCUUCUCUCAAGUUUGAUGCAUACAUUGGCCGCGCAACUGCAAACCGCAAAAAGUUAUCCGAAAUGGAGAGGGGAAAGUUUGUAAAUCGGGUGAACUUUGUCCUCCAAUCCCAUGAAGCCGUCACUUUGAACAAAUUUAUAAUCCGUUAUGAUAUAAGUGGUUCUGAUACAAGGGGAUACAAUGAGUAUACAUUGCGUGUGGAUGAAGUCACUCAGUGGCUCGAAUAUGCUUCCGCUAAAAAAGUUCCAAUCUUGGAAUUGAAUUUUUCGCCCAAGUAUGACGAGAGUUUAAGCUAUCCUGGCCUAACUUGUGCUUUUCCCCACAAGUUUCUCACUCGGAGCACUAGUGUUGACUUUAAGCCCCUCAAAGCGUUGACUUUGAAAUUUAUCGAUGUGAAUGAUGAAGCGAUUGAGUUCUUUUUACUGAACUGCCCUUUGCUCGAAGAAUUGAUUGUCCACGAAUCGAAAGAAUUGUCAAAUGUCGAAGUUUGUGGCUCGUCGCUCGUUUUGAAACGCUUAGAGAUAUGUUACUGCCGGAAUUUGAAACUCGUUAGGGUUUCCGCUCCGAAUCUUGUUUCGCUUACUGUUCAAGAACUUGAAGAACUCAUACUCGAAAAUGUCCCGAUGCUUGUUGAAUUGUCUCUUCCUUGGGGUUUCGGUGAAAUUUCCGGAGAAAAAUUAUGUGACGCAAUUUCUUGCUGCAAUUUGCAAUUGGAGGUUCUUACGUUGAAGGUUCUUCAAAACCCAAAGAAAGGUAUUGAGCUAUGCGAGUUUCCCGAAAUGCCUAGAUUGAAGAAGUUGGUGGUUGGAUAUCGGGCGAUGAAUGAAGAAAGUGUCGAUCUGCUCCCUUAUUUGAUAAGUGCAGCACCUUACAUACAUGAAUUUGUUUUAAACUUACACUCGUCUUGUAUUUCAACGUUGAAGAGUAUUACGAGGUUUCCACACAAGCAAAUUAAGGUUGUCAAGUUUCAUGGCUAUAGUGGUCACAAAAUUCGUAUUGAUCUGGUGAGCUACUUUUUGGAGAAUUUUGUCAAUCUUGAGAAAUUGAUUAUUGAUCCCCGAACAUUUUUCUUCCGUGAGCAAAUUCCCCGUAUUAGUUCAGUUUCUAUACAAACUGCAAGGAGUCGAGCCAAUGAAGAACUUGCAGCAGAAAUACCCGAUCGUGUUGAAUUAGUUAUUAUUUAAGUACCCUGUUUUUUUUUUUUUUUGCUGUAUUUAUGAGUUUAAACUACGAUUUGGUUAUGAUAUUGUGAUCGUAGAUAUUAUCGGAUACUGAAAGCUGUCAAUGAUUAUUUAAGUUGUGGAUAGAAUUUUCAAUUUGA